This is a messenger RNA of Caenorhabditis elegans, 6389 nucleotides long. RefSeq names its product Polyglutamine-repeat protein pqn-41 (gene pqn-41). Bases 1 to 6150 code for a protein of 2049 amino acids. The record is from RefSeq and is marked reviewed. Lineage: Eukaryota; Metazoa; Nematoda; Chromadorea; Rhabditida; Rhabditidae. Gene Ontology annotation, cellular component: cytoplasm. The transcript is spliced from 23 exons.
AUGAAGCCAAAAAAGCUGCAACAAGGGUCAGAUUCGGCGCAUACCAGUGACACCGAAUCCACUAAAACGUGUGAAAAAACCGCGAAAAAGCUGCCAAAAACGCAGAAAAAGUUGCAAAAAUCGAAGAAAACGGCGAAAAAGCGGAGGGAUGAGGAAUUCCGCAUAUUUUUCCCGCCACCACGAGUAAAUCCGCCGAUUAAGACGCCUUUUCGGCUUCAUAACACGAAUUGUGAGCACAGAGACUGGAUUUCUGACAACCUCUGCCUUCCGAAAUACGCUUCAUAUCAAACUGGAUGGCGAAUUUCGCAUAAAUCGAUGAAAUCGCUGGUUUUAAUGGAUAAAAGACGGGCGGAAUGGCUCAAAAUGCACAAUUUGUACAGAAAAUCCGAAAUUCGCAAGGCUAUUUGGACGAUUGAACGAAAAGGAGCCAAAAAACUGGAUGAAAUGCCUGGAAAUUGGAGAAUUUCGCGAGAAAAAAGAAAUUCUCUGGAUUUACAAGAAUUUCCCAUCAAAAUCGAGCAAUUUCCAGUGAAAAAACGCGAAAAAACCGCAAAAAAUUGGCGAAAAAUCGCUGUUUUAGUGUGUUUCAAGCGGAAAACGACGACGAAAAAUCGAUAUCUCCGCCGUCCAAAAACGAAAAACCAACGAAAAAUCGAAUUUCGCCGCCCGAAAACCUCGAAAAACCGAAAAUUGCGGCUGAAAAUUCGCCCGAGAGUUCGAUUUAUCGAUCGAAAAUUGAUUCGAAGACGGGAAUGCCUCGUGGAUCCGCAGAAUCUGAUCUCGUGGAUUCGGAGACAGGAAAAAGCGGAAAAUUUGAGGAUUUUCCAGGAAAAACAAAAACGACUCCAGGAGCAACAAGAAGACGCCGAAUGGGAGCAAAUUGAAGCUCAAAGAGCCAAUUCUGAUGACGUCAUCGAGGAUAAAUCGCUGAAAAUGGAAGUUUUGGACAUUGUUAAGCAUAAAAAUCGAAAUUGGAUAGUUGUGGAGAAAAAAGGAUGUGAAAUUCAGGGAAUGGAGUAUUUAUUAGUAUUGGAAUCCGAAUUCAAUGAGCAACAAACCGUCCGUUAUGACCGCCAAAAUGUGGAUCACAAAUUUCGAAAAAUGCGUGAUGAAAAGAAGGAAAUUGUGGAAUUUGUGUCGAGUUUACCGUUUUAUAAGCCCAAACCGCCAAAAAUCAAUUAUCCAACGAAUGCCGGGGAAUAUGAAGAGCAAGAGAUUGAGCUUGAACGUCGACGGCUUGAAGAGGAAGAAAGAGAUCAAAAUGAUAAGAAAUUGGAGAUUGAAGACCGAAAUCACUUUAAAAAAUGGCAAAAACGCCGGAAUUUGAUAAAAAUCUACCGAAACUCGAUUCGCCGUGAAAUUUGGCGGCGCCGGAGAGGAAGAAAUUCCACUGAAAAUUCCGAUUCGGAGAGCUCAUCAGAAGCCUCGGAGCCGCCCGAUGACGUCAUCACAAAGGAAGAGCCGACGGAUUUUUCAGAGGAGAAUUUAGUGAAAAAAGAGGAAAUUUGCGAUGAUUUUGAGCACAAAAUUGAGGAGGAUGUGAAACCUGAUGUAUAUAAACUAAAUAUUAAUAAAAUGAUCUCACCACCGUCGCCACCACCGAAAAAAGGCAUUCUACUGAAAAAAGAUACGAAAAAACGCGGCGAAAAACGCGUCAAAACUGUACAAUUUAAACUAACAAAACGCCAAAAACUGGCAAAACUCUGGAAACCGCCAACUUGGCAAAUUCGGCAGAUUUUACGGGCCGCAGCUGAUGCCAAAGGGUAUAAGAUUCGCUCGGGCCGAUCACGCUACAAUGAGAAAAUCCGCCGUCUGAAUCAUUUCAACGGACAAAAACUGGGCUUCAAGUCGGCUCCAACUCGAAUUGACACUUUUGAGAAAGGAAUCGACGUUCGCGAGCAGCCAAUUCCAUUUGUUGAGGAAUUUGUGCUCGAUGAUCAUGCUCUGCUCACUUUUGCAAGCUUUGAUGACUUGAAAGCCUACGAAGAAGCCUACUCGCUCCGCCAACAAGAUGUAAUCGAUGAAUUUUGGCGCCACCAAUGCCUGAAAAAUAUCGAAAGUUUCGAGAAAGAUGACGUCGAACGUGCUGAAAUGCGCCAUGAAAUUGAAAAACUCGAGACGGAAAUGCGAUGUCAAAAAAUGAAUGAAAAUGCCGAAAUUGAUCAGGAAAAUAUUGAAUCUUUCGAGACUGCUGGACGACAAAUUGAGAAUAUUAUUAAGAAUACCGGCGAUUGUGCAUUCGAAACACUCGAAGAGUACUUCUCGAUAAGUGCGGAUUUCGAGAAGAAUGAAGAGCUCCGAGCCGAAGAAGAGCAACUGGAAAUUGAGAUGGAGCACUGGGAACGGGAGUUGGAAGAGAUGAUUGACGUGAUUAAACGCGAAUUUUCCAUUGAAAAUCUAAUGAUGAGAAUGCUGAAAAACCGUCACCUGCUCACAAUGCGGCUUGUCGUCUCAGGAACCAACCAAUCAUCCAUUGACCGCGAGAAUCUGCUCCGGAAAACCAAAAAACUACUUGAAGAGCUCAAAAACCUGAGAAUCGCCGCUCAAAAUCGCCUAAAAAUCGAUUUUGAUCGCAAUGAGCGAAUGCUCUAUCGACUUCGAAAUGCGAAACAAAAAGCGGCGAAAAGAGCCCGGAAAUUGGUGAAAAACUGGAAGAAAAGUGCACAAAACAAAAGCGGCGUGCUGAAAAUCAACGGAAAUCAUGUGAUUAACCACGACGUCGUCGUGAAAAAGUGGAAAGUUGAGCUGAAAAUUGAAGGAAAUGGCGAAAGUCCGAGAAAAGUUGUGAGAAAGGCGAAGGAAACGUCUGGUUAUUGGGAUUUUCGAUGGAAUUUCACGAAAUUUGCAUGGAAAUCUGAUGUUUUGAAGAGAAAACAGAGAUUUGGGAAGCACUCAGCUCGUCGAGCUAUCGCUUUUGGCGUCAAAAUCGAAGAAAUCCACUCGGAAACUGAGUUCGAGAAACUUCUAAGCGAAUACGUCGAGUACGAAGAGUCGGACAUUCAGAAUCAAGUAUCGAUUGAUCGAAAAAUCGAUAUAAUCACGAAAAUCAAGACGAUCACACUGAAUGAUGUACGGGCGAAGGCGAUCGAAAUGCAGAAACAAAUUGUGGAGAAGGCGGUGGAUUUGAUGAUAAAAUCGCGAUUGGACGAGGCAGCGAGAGAACAUCAAGAAUGGUUGCAGAGUGAUGAGUGCAAGCGUGAAAAUCAGCUCCGUCAACGUCAGCAAAACUUUUUUGAUCUGACGUCAUCGUCGCCGGCCACGUCAUCAUUUGUGACGACACAAGUAGUUGUUCCACGUCUUACACAUCUCGAGGAACGGCUCAUCGAGUUGGGUGUCGAGCACGAAGUUGUGCAGCAUACGCAGAGAUUACAGUCGGAAUUUGAGAAUUAUCAUCAUCUCCAGCAGCAACAUAAUCAUCAGAAUUUCCAACAACAACAACAGGGAAAUCACGAUUUUGUGACCCCGAAAGCCCCACAGGACAAACAAAAACGGAAAUAUACAAAGCGAAAAGCUCUUCUCAACACAGCAGUGGCUUCUUCGUCGGAUCAAAACGGCAUGAAAAGUCCCGGUAGUUCGGCGAUGGAAAAUGCUGCCGCUGCGGCCCAGGCUGCUCAGGCCCAGGCGCAGGCAACAAUACCUACACCUACAGUAAACCUACCAGAUGUUGUGGCAAUUGCCGCUGCGGCGGCAACCGCCCAACCGUCGGCCGCCGCCGCCAAACGCCCGGCCAGUGAAACACCGCCAAAUGGGCUGCCAAAAGUCCCAAGACACGAUGAGCAACAGCAACAACAAAAUAAUGCACAUUCUAUUGUGAUGGGCGCUCGAGAGGGAUUUUUAGCAAUGAACCCAUCUCUGGCGGGCCACGUCUUCCCAGCGAGCUCAGCGUCAACUUCGGGAGCUCCGGGAGCCCACUCAGCAACCACCAGCGGAGGAGCCGGCCUAAUCGGGAUCUCAGCAGCAACUCAGGCUCAACUUCAAGCUCAACAGGCUGCUCAGGCCGCCGCCGCAGCAGCAGCAGCAGCAGCUGCUCAGGCGACCCAAUCUCUGUACAUUAAUACAUCAGUUGCUCCGGGAGCACAAGCAGCUUCUGCUCAAGGUGGCGGCGGUGGUCAAGUGGUGGCUGCUCAACAAUCAAAUCAGGCGGCAACAGCAGAAGCUAUUCGCCUACUUCAAGGCCUUCCACCAUUCCUUACUGCUGGAAGUGGCUCGGCUGGAAUUCCGUACUUUUCGGCCCUUUCCCAGCAGCUCAAUCAGUUGGGAGCAGCGGCUCCGGGAGCUCCUGGAACACUGAAUGGGCUUCAAUUUCCGGCAAAUGCGGCGCUUGGGCCACAACUUGCCGGAGCAGCAUUGCUCGCCGCUGUGCCAGGUGCUCAGCAACAGAUUAAGAGACCCGGUCGCUGGAGUGGAAUGCAUGUAAAAAUUGCGACCGACAUUCAGAACUACAAGCAAUCACAGGAGAAGAAGCUUCCGACGGAUAUUCAAUCCACGUCAUCAUCAUCGGCUGCGCCUGCUUCGGCUCCGGCUCCGCGAGCCGGUGCCGGUGCCGGUGCCACAUCAUCAUCGGCCGCAUCAUCGUCCACCUCAACACCAUCAUCAUCUUCCCAUCACAAAAAAUCAUCACCACCGCAUCAUCAAAAAUCGGCGGCUCCAUCGGCUCCGCCGCGUGACGUCACUAGUGCUCAUGCUCCGCCUCCGCCGGCAUCGUCGGCUCCGAUUGUUGGAGCUCCGAGGCAAGGAGCCACUCCGCAGGCUGCUCCCGCCACUACGCCUGCAACAACGUCGCAACAUCAACAAUCGAUUCAAUUCUCCCAAUUUCCGCCACCACAGUUAUCGGGCGGUGCAGCGUAUGCUGGAAACCCGCAGCUCAUGGCGGCUGCAAUAAAUGAAGCAACGCGACGUGUUGCUGCAACACCGAAACCCCCAGUAGUCCGUCCACCGUCUGCAGCCACUCAACAACAGCCAGUAUCAGUCACAUCUCAAGCUUCUCAACAACAGCAACAAUUUCAACAAAUUCAGCAGCAACGGGCGGCCGCAAUUGCAGCGGCCGCCGCUGCCACGUCACAACAGGCUCCACCGGCUCAGGCUUCUCAGGCCACGUCGGCGGCUCAGCAAAUUGCGACGAGCAUGGGACUGCAGCCGGCUCAAGUGACUGAUUUAGUGAAUCAACAUGCACAACAAUAUCUUUUACUGCAACAACAACAACAACAACAGCAAAGAGAACAGCAGCAACAGCAGCAGUUGCAGGCUCAACAAGUUCAACAGCAGCUGAUUGCUCAUUUGCUCGGUGGAGGUCAUCAGGCUCAACAGGCGGCUCCGGCGGUUUCAGUUGCUCAGCAACAGCAGCAGCAGGUUGCCGCCGCCGCUGCUGCUCAACAACAACAUAAUGCACAAUUACAGAAUAUUAUGAUACUUACGGCGCUCCAACAACAAAUGGAACGCGGAGCAGCUGCCGGUGCCGCCGCAAGCCUUCCCUAUCAGCUACAACUGGCCCAAGCCCAAGCCCAAGCCCAAGCCCAACAGGCCCCGCCAACGUCACAACCAUCACAAGCCGCCACUCCACAGCAACAGCAACAACUAGACCUGAUAAGACAAAUGGAGGCAGUGGCUCAGGUACAGCAGGCACAUGCUCAGGCACAGGCGCAGGCACAGGCACAGGCACAACAAAUGCAGCAACAACAGAUUCAACAAAUGCUUAUGGCAGGCCAAGGCGGACCGAAUGGCCAAGAUCUUAUUCGUCUGCUUCAGGCGGCUCAGCAACAGUCACAGGCUCAACAGCAGCAGCAGCAGCAACAGGCCGUGGUGGCGGCGGCUCAACAGCAACAACAGCAGCAACAACAUAACCAACAACUCGCAGCCGCCCAAGCAGCCGCCGCAGCUGCAGCAGCCGGCCGUCCAACUCAAAAUCAAUACGAAGCACUGCUCCAGCAACAACGACUGCUCGCCGCUCAACAACAAGCCGCCGCCGGCGCCAGUGCUCAGCAACAGGCCGCCGCAGCAGCCGCCCAGGCUCAAGCUCAACAAUUCCAGCAGCAACUGCUCGGUCUACAGCCAAAUUUGCUCCUGGCCCAAGUCCAGCAGGCUCAACAGGCCCAGGCUCAGGCUCAGGCCCAGGCCCAGCAAAAGCCGCCGCAAAUGCCGAAUGGACGAUGAUUCGAUUUUAUCGAUUUUUUUUUUGAUUUUUUUCUUGUGUUCCCGGUUCGCUGACCUCUUAGUUUUUCACCAUUUUUCUCUCUGAAAAUCUCAUUUUUCCGCCCAAAGAUCCUCUUGAUUUAUCGAUUUAUCGAUUUUUUUUUUGCCCCAAUUUCUCAUCGACACGCCCCAUUUUUCUUGUUUUUUUUUCAAUCACAAACAUUUCCUGAUUAAUUAUGAUGAAGAAUUUAUCGAUUUUA